Messenger RNA from Apis dorsata (giant honeybee), 682 nucleotides. RefSeq names its product troponin C-like (gene TpnCIIb). The record is from RefSeq and is a predicted model, not a curated record. Bases 16 to 459 code for a protein of 147 amino acids. Gene Ontology annotation, molecular function: calcium ion binding; enzyme regulator activity. The transcript is spliced from 5 exons. Lineage: Eukaryota; Metazoa; Arthropoda; Insecta; Hymenoptera; Apidae.
UUCAUCGAGGGAAAGAUGGAUGACGAGCAAGUGAAAAUGCUCAGGAGAGCAUUCUCCAUGUUCGAUUCGACCAAGUCGGGCCGGAUCGAGAAGGAGAAAGUGAGGACGAUCCUCAACACUCUGGGGCACACGUUCGACGAUCACGAGCUCGAGGUGUUGCUGAAACAGGAGGACGAAGAAGGAAGCGGCAAAUUAAAUUUCGACUCGUUCUAUCGGGUUGCCUGCCACUUCCAAGAGGAGGACGACGAGGCCCUGCAGAAGGAGCUGAAAGAGGCUUUCAGGCUUUACGACAAGGAGGGGAACGGGUACAUUCCAACCAGCUCUCUCAGGGAGAUCCUCGCUGCUCUCGACGACCAGAUAACGCCCGAUCAAAUGGACGGAAUGAUCGCUGAAAUUGAUACAGACGGAUCUGGAACCGUCGACUUUGACGAAUUCAUGGAGAUGAUGACCGGCGAUUAAAAACGAUCGACCACGGGGAUUGCUGCACAUUUCUUCUUCCUAUUAUUCUUAUCGAUCGUGGAAGGUGGCUUUCUUUUGAAAUUCCAUUCGAGAGAAAACCGAGCGCGCAAUUAUUCAUAUUUGGAUCGGGAACAGGGAUAAGAAGGAUCGGGCUCGAUUGUUUCUCUCACGCGUUCGAUUGUAACGAAAUCAUUUGGAUCAUUAAACUCUGGUAAAUCAGUAA